Messenger RNA from Scatophagus argus, 3980 nucleotides. It is a transcript of the gene ankrd13a, whose product is annotated as ankyrin repeat domain 13A. Gene Ontology annotation, cellular component: cytoplasm. Bases 414 to 2219 code for a protein of 601 amino acids. Gene Ontology annotation, molecular function: protein binding. NCBI's taxonomy places the organism in Eukaryota, Metazoa, Chordata, Actinopteri, Scatophagidae. The record is from RefSeq and is a predicted model, not a curated record. The transcript is spliced from 15 exons.
AUGUUUUUCUAAAGGUGACGUUGAUUAUUUACAAAUUGUGUAUCUGGAAUGUAUUAAGUGAAUAAAUAGCCAAUUACUGUUAAAUAAGAAUUAAGUUCCGGGGCUUAGAAAAUAUGUCUUAAUAAGAUGAUAUUAAUUCAAUUGCGAGUCACUUGCUGUAUAGGACACCCCUGUCAUUAUUUGGUACUACUGCUCCUGGCACUUCCUUGUUCAAAAGUUUUAUUUAGUGGAAGGCUUGAGGAAAAGUUGGACACUGGUUUGGAUAUUUCGACGCUGCUGUCGUCAGCUAUCAGGGGCAUGGCUCAUAUUUGUCAUAUGCUUGGCAUAAGUAGCGUGUAGGUAUCGGAGUUUUCCAUGGCUGUAAUUAUUGGAAGCUGGCUAACGUUGCAGUGAGCGGCUCCAUAAAGAGGAAGAUGUCCACGGCUAACGUUAGCGAAGACAUCAGAGUGAAGUUUCCUCUGCAUUCCGCAGUGUGGGAGAAUGAUUACAGGAAACUGGAAGAACAAAUCACGUUACCACAGAAUGACACUGAGGCUGUGGAUCCCAGAGGUCGGACGCCUCUGCACCUGGCUGUGUCGCUCGGACACCUUGAGUCAGUUAGAGUCCUUCUUCGACACGGCGCUGAAGUGACGAAAGAAAAUGACAACAAUUGGACAGUGCUGCAGGAGGCAGUCAGCACCGGAGAUCCAGAGAUGGUUCAGUUAGUGCUUCAGCGCAGAGACUACCUCAAAGCCUCCACUGCUCUGGGAGGAGUGCCUGAGCUGCUGUCAAAGAUACGAGAGUCUCCAGACUUCUAUAUGGAAAUGAAGUGGGAGUUCACCAGUUGGAUCCCUCUUCUGUCACGGGUUUGUCCAAGUGAUGUUUGUCGCAUUUGGAAAAGUGGCGCCAGCCUGCGAGUGGAUGCCACUCUUCUAGGCUUUGAAAACAUGACCUGGAUCAGAGGUCGUAGAAGCUACAUCUUCAGAGGAGAUGAUGCAUGUGCAGAGUUGAUGGAGGUGAACCACGAUGAUGAAGUAGUGGACACUGAACGCUUCAACAUAUCCCAAGAAAUGGAGGAUGUCACACUGGAGUCGAUGCAGCCAGCUGAACAGGAAGUUGCCAAAAGGUUGACUACUCCUAUUGUCAACACGUACUUGGACACCAAGCAUAUUGCUUUUGAAAGGAUCAAGUCUGGGAUUUGGGGCUGGAGAAGUGACAAAACUGAAGUGAUCAAUGGAUUUGAAGCAAAGGUUUUCAGUGUGAACAAUGUAAAUGUGGUUAUCAGGACAAGGACAGAACAUCUUACAGAUGAGGAGAAAGCCAGGAUAAAAAGUGAAAGGAACAUCCUGGAGUCCCUGCUUGGGACUGUUGAGCAGCACAUAAGUGCACAAGGGGACCUGACUCUGGAGUAUGCGACUGCCACCAAUCCCACUGCCAUCACUCCGGAGGAAUAUUUUGAUCCUGACUUUGACCUGGGCAACAGAGACAUCGGCCGACCCAUUGAACUGAGCGUUCGAACACAGAAGUUCAAAGGUACAUUGUGGAUGAGCGAGGAACAUCCUCUGUCCCUUGUGGAGCAGGUGACCCCGAUUAUCGACCUGAUGGCUCGGACCAGUUCCCAUUUUGCACGCCUACGAGACUUCGUAACUCUGAAAUUUCCUCCGGGAUUUCCUGUAAAAAUAGAGAUCCCCCUGUUUCAUGUUCUGAAUGCCAGGAUUACAUUUGGUAACGUCAAUAAAUGCAGUACUGAAGAGGAGGCGCAACCAACGCCAGCAGCCACACCGACGUCCUCCGGAGAAGACGAGGAAGCUGCAGCACUGCCUCCGUUUCAGGUGUGUCCUUCAGUGUUUGAGGUGCCUGCCAGCUACCAUCGGCGAGGAGGCAGCCGACACACACCCAUGUCUAACAACGACGAGGAGCUCUUGCAGUACGCCAUCCAUCAGAGUCUCCUGGAGUCUCGCAGGGUCCCAGACCAGGAGGGGAUUUGGGAUGAUGCUGAUGGGGAACUCCCUGAUGUAAUGACAAGGAGCCAGAGUGACAGGAGUAUCCCAGAGGGGGUGCUAGUGGAAUACGGAGACACCUCCAGCCCUGCCAGCUCCGCUUCUGCCUCUAGCCCCGACACAGAUCUCCGCCUGGCUAUGGAGCUCUCUGCGCAAGCUCAAGCGGAAGAAGAGAGGAUAAGGAAGCAGGAGGAAGAGGAGCUGGAGAGGAUAUUGCAGCUAUCGCUCACUGAGAAGUAAACAGGAAUAAGAGGGAAUAACAAUAAUAAUACAACUUUUCCAGAUCCACAGGCAACCACCACACCUCAGUCCUCCUUCCCAACCACUGUAGUCAUCUAUGCAACCGCAGAUUUCUUUCUGUAACAGAUCAUUCUUCCACAGGCAAUAUCAGACUCUCAGUAUCCAAUAUUUUCCAAAAGGUAUUUUUGGUAAGAGCAUACUUCUUUAUAUAUUUCUAUUUCAGCAUAGUGUGUCUCCAUCCUCAAACUUAAUAAUGGACUCUUUUAGAUACGUUUGGAUCAGUUCUUCUUCUUCUUUUUAUUUAUUUUUUUUUCUUUCCAAAUCAGAAUCACAGCUGCAACCCACACGCGUUGAUCGUACUGUCGUCCGCUGUGGCGUCACAUUGGUGUAAUAAGGUUCUAUGAAUAGAAAUGUUUGACCACUUAAGGUGACUUCACGUAGUGCUGACACUCAAAUGUGGCUCUUAAGGUCCAGAGCACUCUGUGUUGUUGUUUUUUUUUUUUUUAUCGCUUCAGUCCCUGAUUUUUUUGAAAGCUAGACACAGCAAAGCAUAAUUGAAAACUAUAAGCACUGUGGACUUAAGGGGAUCGAUUUGAGUGUUUUCACUGUGAAGUCGUCCUACAGAGUCACUUUGUUGAGGACCGUGGGCUCACAGAAUAACAAAAAUCUCAGGGUUCCAAUUACACACAUUUUCCAUUCGCUUUGGAAUUAAUUUUUAAUCAGUUGUAAAACUAUCGAAAAUUGUAGGUUGGUAAACGGUUCUUUGGUGCGAAAUGGUAGCAGUCAUGCAUAUCACUCAUAUCGAUAGUAAUUCAGAAAGAUGGGCUCAUUGAGUCAAAAGGUGAUUAGUAAAUGCAUUUUCUUGUCCUUUGCGAACUCCGAUGGAUAAACAAAAACAUGUUGUUGUCAGACAAACUUCAAAACGGCUGCAUGGCAACGUAACAUCUGCAAAAAGCAUGGAUGUUUAACUUUCCUGGCCUAACUUUUUUUUUUCUUAUCUGAGCAUUUUCACACAUUUGAUGGUGAGAAAGGACAUAAUUUUGUUAACCGUCACUGAGCAACUUUGAGAAUUAUCACCUCAGUUCAAAAAUGCAAUAGCAGAGACCAGUCUGUCUGUGGAUUUACAGCCGCCAUGCAGUUAGGAAGCAGCCACGCAACCGGCGCUACCAAGAUUAUUCAGAUUCCUAAAGGCAGUCCGUUUGCCUUUUGUAGCCAUGAACAACUCAAGACCUCUGAAGAAAAGACAGCACAGACUCAAAGAUCACGCAUGCCCGCCAUACGUAGGAUUAGUUUCUUCAGCAUGUGCCAAGGGAUUGCCUUGCUCUGACAACACUUUGUCUGGGUGACAGGUGGUGACAAAUUUAUGUGGUGCCAGAUUUUUUUUUUUUUUUUUUUUUAAAGAAUUUUGUAACUUAAAAACAAGAUAAAGAAGUUUCACUUGUACUAAGGUGAUUCUGAGUUACAAGCGUUAACCACUAUAGUUGAUUUAGGUGACAGCCAACCACUUAUCAAAGGCCUCCCUGCGCCACUGCGUCUGACUUUCAGGGGUUUCAGCAAACAAACUAGACUAAUAAUUAGAACGACCGAGUUUCAGUGGACAUUACAAAAAAAAAAGAAAAAAAAAGGCUUGCUUUGGUUGAAUUAAUGCAGAUCUUUGUAAUGCACCGUUCCAGCUGCAGAGGGUUUUUUUUAAUGUUAAGAUUUUAAGAAAACGUGUCAGUUUCAAAAUGUUGUUUCUAAAAUAAAAGCACUUUAUUUCCA